Molecule: messenger RNA, 4440 nt
Organism: Phyllotreta striolata
Lineage: Eukaryota; Metazoa; Arthropoda; Insecta; Coleoptera; Chrysomelidae
Source: the annotation of a GenBank genome assembly
CUGAGGUGAAGUCACUGGCUUACUACGAAAAAACCUAAGUAGGGAUAGGGAACGUUAUUUAAUUUUGAAAUUGAAACGGGUUACAUCCGAUCCGAAUCCGUCCGCGGAUCAAUCAGUAUUUACAUUCACAGUGAGCUAGUCGGUGUAACAGGAUAGUGCGGCAGUGCAUAAAUUCAUUCAUCGGGAAAUUUAUCGUGUUUUUCACGUUGACUCAUCGUUGACCCCGCACUUUGCAAUUGAAAUGCAGUAGGAUUAAAGACCCGGAAAACUAACCAUGGAUAUGCAAAAGGAGCCCGGCGUUGGAGAUUUUGUCCUCAUGGACAAAAUCGACCUGCCCCAUUUCAUGAAAAACCUGAAAAUAAGGUUCAACGAAGGCUACAUUUACACCUAUAUCGGUGAAGUAUGUGUGUCAGUAAACCCGUACAAAAACAAAAACAUUUACGGCCCUGAAUAUGUAUCAAAGUAUAAAGGGAGGGAAUUGUUCGAAAACCCGCCGCAUAUUUUCGCUAUAGCCGAUGCAUCCCACAGGACCAUGAAACAACAAGGAAAAGACACCUGCAUCGUUAUCAGUGGCGAAUCAGGAUCGGGAAAAACGGAAGCUUCCAAAAUCAUAAUGAAAUAUAUUGCCAGCGUGACGAAUCAAGACGGACAAAACGAAAUCGAGCGAGUGAAAAACGUCUUAAUCCAAUCGAAUUCCAUACUGGAAGCCUUCGGUAACGCGAAAACCAACAGAAACGACAACUCGUCCAGAUUCGGAAAAUACAUGGACAUCAAUUUCGACUUCAAAGGCGACCCGAUCGGCGGCCACAUCAGCAAAUACCUCCUGGAAAAAUCCCGGGUCAUCCACCAACAGCAAGGCGAACGAAACUUCCAUUGCUUCUAUCAGCUUCUAUCCGGCGCCACCGAAGACAUGCUGAGGAAGUUCCACUUGACGCGCGACUCCCAACAAUACUUCUUCGUCAAGCAGGGCAACGCCGCCCGCGUCGACUCCAUCAGCGACAAGAACGACUACAGGACCGUCCAGAGUUCCCUGCUAACGUUGAACUUCACCGCCGCCGAUCAGGACACCAUCUGGCGCAUCAUCGCCGCCAUCCUCCACAUGGGCAACCUCGAGUUCGUCGUCGACGAGGAGAAGCUGUCGAUGAAGAAGUCCAAGUCCAUCGAGUCCGCCGCCAAUCUGCUGCAGGUCAAGAAGAGCGAGCUGGAGAGGGCGCUCUGCGAGAGAGUCAUCGCUGUGAGAGGAGAUAUUAUGAGGAAGGAGCAUACUGUAACUGAAGCGAAUUUCGGUCGAGAUGCCCUUGCGAAGGCGGUUUAUGAUAGACUCUUCUCCUGGAUCGUGGAUAAAAUCAACUCCGCCAUCGACGUGGACAGUAACAAGAUAAGGAAUCGCUUCAAGAACACCGUCAUCGGGGUGCUGGACAUUUACGGUUUCGAGAUAUUCGAAAACAACAGUUUCGAACAGUUCUGCAUAAAUUAUUGCAACGAAAAAUUGCAGCAAUUGUUCAUAGAGUUGGUUUUGAAGCAGGAGCAGGAGGAGUACAAAAGAGAAGGGAUCGCCUGGACGAACAUCGAUUAUUUCAACAAUCAAAUCAUAUGCGAGUUGGUGGAUAAUUCUCGCAACGGUAUUUUAGCGAUAAUGGACGACGCCUGUAAAAUGACGGCGGAAAAAAUAACCGACGAGCAGUUGUUAGAAGCUAUGGAUAAGAACCUCAAAGGUCACAAUCACUAUAUGUCGAGGCAGAUCAAACCGUUGGAAAAAAAUUUGAAACUCAAAGAAGAAUUCCGCAUUACUCAUUAUGCUGGAGAUGUAACCUACAGCGUCAUCGGCUUCCUGGACAAGAACAAAGACACUUUGUUCCAAGAUUUCAAGAGACUGUUCUACAGUUCGAUGGAUACCAACAUCAAAGAAAUGUGGCCAGAAGGCGCCCAAGACAUAACGCAGAUUACCAAGCGACCGCCUACGGCCGGUACGAUAUUCAAAAACUCGAUGCUGGCCUUGGUGCAGAACUUGCAGUGCAAAGAGCCCCACUACGUCCGAUGCAUCAAGCCCAACGACGUUAAAUCGUCGUCGCUGUUCGACGAAGAGAGAGUGAAGCACCAGGUGAGCUACCUGGGACUCGUCGAGAACGUGCGAGUCAGAAGGGCCGGUUUCGCGCACCGACAGAGAUACGAUAAAUUCCUGAAAAGGUACAAGAUGAUAUCGCAAUUUACAUGGCCGAACUUCCGGGCCGGUUCGGACAAAGACGCUUGCAAAGUAAUCAUCGACGAAUAUCAGUUUUUCAACGACGUGCAAUACGGCAAAACGAAGAUUUUCAUUCGUUCGCCGCAAACGUUGUUCGCGCUGGAAAAGGUCAGAAAUCAACUGAUGCCCGGCAUCGUGACGUUGAUCCAAAAGACCUGGAGAGGGUACGUUGCGCGACAACAGUAUAAACGAAUGAAGGCCUUGAUGACAUUGAUUAAGGUUUAUCGUAGGGCAAAGACGAGAGAAUAUAUCGGGGAAUUAGAGCGUAGAUUUAAAAACGCUAAAACGAUGAGAGAUUUAGGUAAGAAUAUUCAAUGGCCGGCGCCGCCUAGAAAUCUCAGGGAAACUGAUAAAAUAUUGAGGAACGCUUAUAGAAGAGCUUCCAUGCUUAUAAACCGAAUACCGAAGGCGGACGUGCCUCAGAUGAAGCUGAAAAUAAUGGCAGCCAGCGCGUUGUUGAACAAACGCUACGAUUUGGGGCUGAAGCGCAGAUGGGAAGGGGACUACCUGGCUUCCCCCGCCGACAAUCCCCAAUACGUUGUAUAUAACGAAGCGGUCAAUAACCUCAAAAACUCCAAGCACUUCAACAACAUACUGUUUUCCGCUUUUAUCACUAAAUUCAACAAAUUCAACAAGGUAGCGGAGAGAGUGAUGCUGAUAACGGAAUGGAGUAUUUUCAAAUUGGACACGAUCAAAUUCAAGAAUAUGAAGGAAUGCGUUCACAUCAAAGAGCUGUCAAGCAUCAGCGUCAGUCCUGGAGCGGAUCAAUUGGUGGUUUUCCACAUUCCCAAUGGAAACGACCUGGUGGUGUCGCUGCAUUCGAAUAACGGCGUGGAUAAGGUCGGAGAGUGCGUCGGCGCCGUUUGUAGUAAAUAUUCCCAGCUAACUCACACGGAGCUUCCAGUCAACGUCAGCAAAACAAUAACGUGCAGUCUCGGCAGCAAAAGGAGAUUGAUCAACAUCAAGGUCUCAUCAGCUGAAGGUUCGCCCACGUUUAAAAAGUACGAGAAUAAUGUGGAUUAUUUGAUACCGCCUAGUUAUUCGAUCGUGGAAAACGGCAACAAAUACAUCAAAAAUUAACUCUGUUCUAGAGGUUGUAAAAUGAGCGAGGCGAGUUGCAUUUCCAGUAUUCAAAUUUGAUAAAUACUGGUAGUUAUUUUGAUGGUAUUUCGAUAAAGAAUAUUCUAUCGGAAAUGUUGUUACUUUGAAAUAUUUAUGCGCUGAAAAUUUUACACACAAACGAUUCAAAUUUGUUUAAAUGUACCGCUUGUGAUUAUUCAUCAAAGUGCCUGUAAAUGCAAUAUUUUUAUAAGUGCCUAUACACGCAAAAUACGAAAAGGUAACAACAAUAUAUUUUAUGGAUACAAUUAAUUUUUAUAUUUCUCUACAAACCUUUAUAAAAUAUACUGCUGGUAAAAUAUGUGGCUACAAAAGAGGAUGUACUUAAAUUUUGUGAUUUUACUUAUAAAGUGAUAAUCAGAACAUCCAUUUUUAUGAAAUAUAAAAUCAAAUGAAUAUGAAAAUAUUAGUAAAGCUUUUAAUCUACUUGUAAUUCACGUUCAGUUCUUUAAGAUAGUGACUAUUAAACAAAUGUUUAAUCGUUUUCUAUGUUUAUGUCACCAUUGGAAGAACGAAAACUUUUAUGAUUUUUCCCAUUUUCUUAUAUGGAGGCAAUUAGAUUAAAAAACUGAACUCUGCCAGUAUUUCAAUUAUGUUUAAGACUGUUUUACUCAUGCUUUUUUAUUACUUAAAAAUAGUCGUACUGAAAGUAAAAAGAUUAUGAAAGUCGAUCCAAAUGUGAUAUGUGAAAGUUAAACUUAAGUUUUUUAUAAACUGCACGUUCCAUCAUAAACUAUUAUUUUUUAUAAAUCGCGGUUAAAAAUGACGUUGUAUAUAACUUAUCCGUACUUAUUGUGUAUUUAUAAAUUCAACGUGGCAUUUUCUAUUUUUCUAAGUUGUAACAAACAACGAAUGCUUUUAUUAUUAGAUAUAUUUUAUAUAUUAUAUUUACAUAUUUUUGAAAAUGUAGAUAAUAUAGUGCCAUUAUUUAUGUUUAUAUUGUACCUGUUUGGACGGUAUUACAAUUAUUAUUCGCAUUAUAGCUAACAUGUGCCUUAUUAAAAAAUAAACUUUAACUUUGUUUUCUUUUUAUCCUAUAAAUUUCUUUACCCCAUGGUACAUUUCAGUUUGCAAUAUGG